AUGGCGAACAGAACAGUCAAGGAUGCUCAUUCUGUUCAUGGAACAAACCCACAGUACCUCAUAGAAAAAAUAAUAAGAAGUCGGAUAUAUGAAUCAAAGUAUUGGAAGGAACAUUGUUUUGCCCUCACAGCUGAACUUUUGGUGGACAAGGCAAUAGAAUUGCGAUACAUCGGUGGAGUGUACAGCGGCCUAACAAAGCCAACUCCAUUUUUGUGCCUAGUUUUAAAGAUGCUUCAAAUUCAGCCUGAUAAAGAUAUUGUGAUAGAAUUUAUAAAACAGGAGGAUUACAAGUACGCAAGGGCUAUUGGUGCUUUUUAUCUUCGUCUUGUUGGAGAAUCCGCCGAAAUAUAUAAGUAUUUGGAAACACUUUAUAAUGACUUCCGAAAGAUAAAAAAACAGGACAGUAGCGGAAAGUUUUCUCUUAUUCAUAUGGACGAGUUUAUUGAUAGUCUCCUGACAGAAGAGAGAGUAUGUGAUGUCAUACUUCCACGUCUACAAAAGAGGUCUGUCCUCGAGGAAGCGAACAUCCUCGAAUCACGUCAAUCUCUUCUCGACGAAGACUUGGAGGACUUACAGUACAACGAGGAACUAGAUGAUAUCCCAGAUAGUGACGCUGAUACUGCUAAGGAAAAACAUAAAGGACGAAAACAUGAAGAUGACAGGGAUUAUCGUGAGCGGAGUAAAGAUCGCGAGCGCGCCAGGGAACGCAACCAUCGCCGAAGUCGCGACGAGUCGCCCCACCUAAAUCACAGAGACAGACGUGAUAGAGAGCGUGAUUAUGACAAGGAAAGGCGGAAAGACAAAGAAGACAAAGAACGCAGAGAAAAAGACAAAUCCAGAAGGUUAGUAAAUAAUUUUUAG
Messenger RNA from Dibothriocephalus latus, 861 nucleotides. Lineage: Eukaryota; Metazoa; Platyhelminthes; Cestoda; Diphyllobothriidea; Diphyllobothriidae. The record is from the annotation of a GenBank genome assembly.